CGUAGCUUCAGUGUUAAAUAACACCCGCUCACGGCAGUUGAGGGGGGCAGGACUCAUUCCAGAACUAUUAAUAUAGCCCCUAUUUAUACUCCUGGGCUCCUGCGACCAGUGCACGGAGAGCUACAGCUGCAGAGCUAAAAUGGAAUCAAUGUCAGCCGGCAGGGAGACGGCAAUCCUUUCGGCCAUCAUGCAGGAAAGGAGACGAUGAGAGGACAGACCUUGGAGCCGGUCUUGGACCCUGGAGAGCGGAGGGAGCCGAUGGCAGCACCCUGAGGUGGCAGCCAGUGGGCAGAGCCAGCCGUAACAUCCCUCAGCCAGCAAGUCUGUGCUGAGAGGCGGCCAGAAACGCAGACUCAGCGUCACAGGCAGCACCUCCGGCACCGGGAGAGACGAGGCGGGGAUUCGAGCUGCUGCUCUGCUUCUCCAGCACCUGGUGUGACUCAGGGCAAAGCAGCAAAACCCCGAAAGGACAUCUUGGGAGGUGGUGGGGGGGGAGGCUUUAACUGCAAACUGUCUGCUGGGCUGGAAAGAUGAUGGAGAGCACGGGAGGGCCGUAUCUGAACACGGCUGCGGUGACAUCCCCCGUGGGAAUAGCUCGUCUGCUGCAGAUGACGUUUGGAUGCGCUACCUUCAGCCUGGUGGCCCACCAGGGGGGAUUCAGCGCCGCCUACGGCACCUUCUGCAUGUUUGUCUGGACCUUCUGCUUCGCUGUCACCGUCUUCGUCGUCACCUGCGAAUUCACGCACCUGCACAGCUGCCUGAGCAUCUCCUGGGGGAACUUCACGGCCGCUUUCGCCAUGCUCGCCACCCUCAUGUCCGUCACGGCGGCGGUGAUCUACCCACUCUACUUCGUCCAGCUGGAGUGCUACCCCAUCGGCUGCGAGGUGAGAGACUUCCGCAUCGCCGCCAGCGUCUUUGCCGGCCUCCUCUUCUUCGCCUACGCCACCGAGGUCUUCUUAACCCGGGCAAAACCGGGACAAGUCACCAGCUACAUGGCCACCAUCUCGGGGCUCCUGAAAAUCGUGCAGGCCUUCGUGGCCUGCAUCAUCUUUGGGGCACUGGUGAACGACAGCCAGUACGGCAAAUACGUGGCCACGCAGUGGUGCGUGGCCGUCUACAGCUUCUGCUUCGUGGUGACGGUGGUGGUGGUGGCCUUCAGCGUCACAGGUAAGACGGCCUUGCCGUGGUUCCCCUUCGAGCGCUCUGUGGUCAUCUACACCUUCGGGGCCGUGCUGCUCUACGUCAGCGCCGCCGUCAUCUGGCCCGUGUUCUGCUUCGACAGCAAGUACGGCUCCCCCCGGCGCCCUGGCCUCUGUGCCAAGGGCAAGUGUCCCUGGGACAGCCAGCUGGUGGUUGCCAUCUUCACCUACGUCAACCUGCUGCUCUACGUGGUAGACCUGGCCUACUCCCAGCGCAUCCGCUUCAUCUCACACAUCUGAGCUGCGGCUCGGCCGCCCCGGCGCCCCGAGGGACCGUCAUCGGGGACACGGGGAAGGGAACGCACGCAAGAGCCACCAACCAAACUUCGAGGCCAAGACUGACUGGACCAGCAAAUUAAUGACCCGUGGCUGGAGCUGAUGCUGGAAAAAAAGCCCACAUCCUCCCAUCAUCCAACAUCUGCCUCAGCCUCCCAGUGCCAGAGCAGAGAAUCUGCAGCUCAGAGUGUGCAAAAUGGCCUUUCGUCCCCCGGGCCACAGGAACGGUCGCCGCAACAGCGGGGCUGCAGGCGAUGGGCAUCGCCGAGCCAAAUAUUAGGAAAGACACCGAGGGUUUUGAAACUCUUACCAAACACUUAACCGUAAUCAAGUGACUACCCAGGAAGUGGGAAAGUUAAAAGCUGCAUCAAGGAACAGCAGUUCUGGGGAUGAAAAACAAUCCCUCGGAGUUUGGGUUAGUUUGGGCUGUGUGGUGAGAUGUGAAAUGCUUGCAAGUGUGGGAAAUUCCAGGCAGGAUGUUUCUGAGAAGAACAGCAUAGCUGUAAUAGUAUUUUGAAGAUUACCACUCCUUUCCCUCCCUCUCCUCUCCCUCACUGUUUAGCACAGAAAAAGAAUAUCCUUGGGCAUGCACCUUGGGGGAAAGCAGGGGAUAUUCUUAUUCAGCAAACACUGAGUCACUACAGAAAUGAAAAUUUGCGAAAUUGGGGGCUCUGCUGCCAAGAAACAGGGUGCAGAACAGAGACAGACCACAAAAUAACCGUGUGUAACUUGACAUCCUCGCUCCGGCGGGACCAGACGGCACCUUGGCACGUGCCUUGUCUCGGUUCACGUGCCACCGGCUCUUUACGCUGCUGUCAAUAAUUCUUUUUUCUGCGAGCUUAGAGAAAAAUUCUGGGGGAGAGGGAGGGAGGGACACAGAGAUUGAUAGAUCUCU
This is a messenger RNA of Calidris pugnax (ruff), 2370 nucleotides long. RefSeq names its product myeloid-associated differentiation marker-like 2 (gene MYADML2). The record is from RefSeq and is a predicted model, not a curated record. Gene Ontology annotation, cellular component: membrane. NCBI's taxonomy places the organism in Eukaryota, Metazoa, Chordata, Aves, Charadriiformes, Scolopacidae. Bases 531 to 1439 code for a protein of 302 amino acids. The transcript has a single exon.